Aedes albopictus (Asian tiger mosquito) is the source of this 879-nucleotide messenger RNA. RefSeq names its product protein DPCD. Bases 221 to 853 code for a protein of 210 amino acids. The record is from RefSeq and is a predicted model, not a curated record. The transcript is spliced from 2 exons. Lineage: Eukaryota; Metazoa; Arthropoda; Insecta; Diptera; Culicidae.
AUCACCCAGCAGCACUCUCCUCUCUCGUGAGCGCACGGCGUCGUGUGUGGAACGCCGGGCGGAAGCGAGGUUUGUUUUUGUUUUCAAACAUUUCGACUGUUGUUCGGGCUGUUCGCGCUAUCGUCAUGGAAAUGUUAUCCUGAUCGCUGUUUGUGAACAGAUUCAUCGAACAAACCUGUGAAAAACGGUGAAAAUCAAGCAACGAAAAAAAAACAAGAAAAUGUCCUACGUCGAGUGGCUAGCGAAAAUCCGUAGCGCCGACAAGUCUUCGGCCAUCCAGGGCACGGUUCGCAAAGUGCACUACACCUUCCAGGAUGGAACCGAGAUGGCCGAAGAAUACAGCACCGAAACGGGAUGCGUCCUGAGGCGGGCCUGGAAGGUCCGAAGCGAUCUGCUGCGGAAAGAUGACUGGGAGAUCGAGCUGGGAGAACCGAUUCCGAAGGCGCUCAAGAACGGCGACGAAUUCGCACUGCAGGAAGCGGCGACGGAACCGCUUCUGUCCAAGCGGGUCACGCGCAAUUGCAUCGAGUGGCGCAUCCGGAACCUGCCGUACCCGUUGUCCACCUAUACGAUUACGUGUGAGGGCGAUGCUCGGACCAUCACCGUGCGGACGUCGAACAAGAAAUACUUCAAGAAGAUUGUGGUUCCGGAGUUUCAGCGGUGCAAUUUCCCGCCCAAGGUGGAGGACCUGAUGGUGAAGCACCAGUACAAUACGUUGAUCAUAUCGUAUAAAAAGCCGCCGAUUCUGGUGGAGAUGGAAAAGGCCACAUUGACUGAAUUGCAGAGCGUGGAAACCGUUGAGUAUGACAACAUUCAGUGUGGAGAUUUGUUGAAAGGACUUAUUGGUGGUUAGUAAAGGAACAUUUAAUAAUAAUUAUA